CACCUGUCGUGUGCCCGUUCGCCUACCGCGUUGCUGGGUGCGGUGAGAGCUGGCCCCUACCCUACGCGCACCGCGGAGCCGGUUGAUCACUUGAUCUGUAGUCCUGUACCAAACCACCACUACCACUGCUCUCCGGCUCCUCCGCCUUCUGCUCUGUUCUGCUCGGCAGCCGAAUCUCCGCCCGCCCGUGGUCAGAAAUUCUUGGUGCCUUGCCCCUUCGCCAGAGGAUGCCAUUCAUUAAGGUGCACAAACGUGGGGUUAUAAGCCGCUCCAUUGACAUCGGUAGGUUCUCUGGAUACGGAGAAUUGAAUCAAGCUUUGGCCCACAUGUUUGGUAUCGAAGGGCAACUCGAAGAACGACAGACUAAAGGUUGGACGUGUCUCUACCAGGAUGAUGAGGGUGACUUCCUACUUCUCGGUGAUGGCCCAUGGGAGGAGUUUGUGAUCAGCAUCAAGUCCAUUCUGAUCAUGUCACCUCAAGAGGUUGACCAGAAGUGUCUGCAGAAGCUGGGUGGUGGUUUAGCAUCAAGGCUGUAGCCUACAAAAUCAAUGCAGUGAAGAAUAUAGUGUAUAUGUGUGAGCUUAUUGUUGUGAGGGCUAAAAUUCUCCUAAGACUAGCUUGAUCACGCGUGCUGCGACAUUUGCCGUGAGGGUUAUAAUUCUCCUAAAACUAGCUUGACCAUGGGUGCUGCGACACGCCAUUUAAAUGCUACGUACAUUGGCUCUGGGCUCUACUCUUUUUCUAUAUGUAUUUUCUCCCAACAAUAAUGUGUUAAACUCUCUGAGAAGAAAGAUAAGAUGAUAUUAUCUUCUAA
This is a messenger RNA of Aegilops tauschii subsp. strangulata, 814 nucleotides long. RefSeq names its product auxin response factor 5. Gene Ontology annotation, biological process: regulation of DNA-templated transcription; response to hormone. Gene Ontology annotation, molecular function: DNA binding. The record is from RefSeq and is a predicted model, not a curated record. NCBI's taxonomy places the organism in Eukaryota, Viridiplantae, Streptophyta, Magnoliopsida, Poales, Poaceae.